GUGUGUGUGUGUGUGUGUGUUCCCUCUGACGCCUCCUCUCUGUGUCUUGUUCACAUUUGUUCUUCUCUCUCUGGUGCAAAGACAAGUUUAAACCAUGAGUUCUAGGAAACGCCAGGCUCGCAUGGAGCUGGUCACUUACAUCAAGAAUCCAGAUUUCCAGGAAUGGGAUGGUACCAAGACACGCACCCAAACCAUCGGCCCGGACGGUAAUGAUCCCGAGGAGGGAAAGCCUGGACCUGAAUCCACCGCCGUCCAGUUGGACCAGGGCUCGGUGAUUGACGACUACACGCAGAUCAAACCGUACGCUGGGAUGCCCAAAGAGGUUCUGCUGCUGCACUCCUCCAAGGCUCGGUACCGGGUUCCCCGGGAGAUCCUGUUCUGGUUGACGGUGGCCUGCACCCUGGCUCUGGUGGCUGUGACCGCCACGGUCAUCGCUCUGUCUCCACGCUGUCUGAGCUGGUGGCAGCUGUCGCCAGUUUACCAGGUCUACCCGAGGUCCUUCAAAGACUCAGAUGGUGAUGGAGUGGGAGAUCUAAAAGGAAUUCAAGAACAGCUGGAUCACUUUGAGUUCUUAAACAUCAAGUCGGUGUGGAUCGGGCCCGUCUUCCGCUCUCCCAUGAAGGACUUCGGCUACGAUGUAGAGGAUUUCCAGGACAUCGACCCGGUCUUCGGUUCCAUGCAGGACUUUGAGAAACUUUUGGCUGAAAUGCACAGCAGAGAUUUAAAGAUGAUCAUGGACUUCAUCCCCAAUCACACCAGUGACAAGCACCGCUGGUUCAACCUGAGCCGGACCAGAGACCCUCACUACCAGGAUUACUACAUCUGGGCCGACUGCACUGAAGCUGCACCCAGGCCUAACAACUGGGUGAGUGUGUUUGGGAACUCCUCCUGGACCUAUGACCCCGUCAGAGGACAGUGCUACCUGCAUCAGUUCCUCAAGGAACAACCAGACCUGAACCUCAGAAACCCUCGUGUCCGUCAAGAGAUGAUUGACAUACUUCGUUUCUGGCUGGAUAAAGGAGUGGAUGGGUUUCGUAUGGGUGGAGUCAAGUACAUCCUAGAGGCUGCGCACCUGAGAGACGAGCCACAGGUGGACCAGAAGAAACCCCCCGAGUCCAUUAGUUCAGAGUGGGACCUGCACCACGACUACACCACCAGUCAGCUGGGGCUUCACGACCUUCUGAGGGACUGGAGGGCAGAGAUGGAUGUGUUCAGUCGAGAGCCGGGCAGAUACAGGCUCAUGGUGACGGAGUCGUAUGACCAUCAGGAGGUGGAGAAGACCAUGAUGUACUACGGCAGCUCGCAGGUCAAAGAAGGCGACUUCCCCUUUAACUUCCACCUGCUGGACCUGCCUCAGAACACCAGCGGUCUGUGGGUCCAACAUCUGGUCCACCUCUGGAUGCAGAACAUGCCCCAGGGAAAGUGGCCCAACUGGGUGGUCGGCAACCACGACAAUCCUCGGAUCUCCUCUGGCGCUGGCGGGCUCUACGUGCCCGUCAUCAACAUGCUGCUGCUGACUCUCCCAGGCACCGCCACCACCUACUACGGAGAGGAGAUCGGCAUGAGGACCCUCCACCUCACCGACACUGGGAGCCUGGAUCCUGCUGGACGAUACAACACAAGUGCCAGUCGUGACCCUCAGAGAUCUCCCAUGCAGUGGAGCAGCAGCACGAACGCAGGCUUCAACAACAAAACCGACCUCAGCUGGCUGCCUGUGCAUCCAGACUACACCAGCGUCAACGUGGAGGUCCAGAAAGAGGAUGAAGGCUCCGUCUUAUCCCAGUACAGUUUCCUCAGCGCGCUGCGUCAGUCAGAGCUGCCUCUACAGCGAGGCUGGUUCUGCUACAUCCAGGCCGACGCCAAUGUGUUUUCGUACCUGAGAGAACUCGACGGACUGGACCGGGCCUUUCUGGUGGUGUUGAACUUUGGUAGAGAGUCCGCCGUCACCGACCUCUCCUCUGUGUCUGAGAUACCGAACCAGCUCACAGUGCUGUUCAGCACCAACCACCUCCACCACGGGAGGGUGCUGCAGAAGUCGGCCAUCCACACAGACCCAGGAGAAGGUCUGGUGGUCCGGUUCUCUGCUCCGAAACGCUUCAAUCCCACCCACCCUUCGCAGUGUUACGUGUCUGAGAAGGCCUGUUAUUUAAGAGUCGUGGACAUUCUCUACAGAUGCUGAGAGGAAGCCAGCUCCACCACCAUCAUCAUCAUCAUCAUCAUCAUCACAAUGACUCAGUCCUUUUGUGUGAGUGUGAGUCAAAUAAUAAAUAGAAUCAGACAGUCA
Messenger RNA from Cynoglossus semilaevis (tongue sole), 2284 nucleotides. It is a transcript of the gene slc3a1, whose product is annotated as solute carrier family 3 member 1. NCBI's taxonomy places the organism in Eukaryota, Metazoa, Chordata, Actinopteri, Pleuronectiformes, Cynoglossidae. The coding region runs from base 95 to 2179 and encodes 694 amino acids. The transcript is spliced from 10 exons. The record is from RefSeq and is a predicted model, not a curated record. Gene Ontology annotation, biological process: carbohydrate metabolic process; amino acid transport.